AUACAUAGGGCCUACAUACAGAGAUAGAUAGUCAACAUAAGACUUGCAGUCUAUGUUAAAUCGAUGCGCUAUGCAUUUGAUUCGUCAUGUCCUCACCAAACCAAUCGAUAACAGAGAUCGUGGAUUGUCAAGGAAUUCAAAGCGCUUGCAACAGUUCAUCGAGAAUUUUGUCAAGAUAGUCAGGAAUAGAGUCUACUGUUCGCUAUGUAAACUAGGCUUCAGGACACACGCACUCAUCGGCAAAAUGCUACACAGUUGCAGUUGCCAUAUCGUCGAAGGCGGUCGUAAACUGUGGAUAAGGGAAACUUUGUUUCAAGUAGGCAUGUAAAUACUUUACGCGUUUUGUUUAUUAAAGGAGGAUGUUGCCUGAAUUGCCUUUUCGCUCCCGCCGGUCACCUGUGGUUUGUUUACAUGGCUGUGUUGCUUCCAGUCAGCCGCUGGCAUCUGUUAUUGGGACAGACAUUCUCAAAAAAGGAGGAAACGCAGCGGACGCCGCUGUUGCAGUAGCAGCCGCCUUGAACGUGACAGAACCGUGCAGCACUGGCGUAGGUGGGGACAGCUUCUGUCUGUACUAUGAUGCACGAACCGGGCAUGUGCGCGGACUAAAUGGGAGUGGGCGGUCAGCCAGGGCCCAGAGCCUGCAUCUGCUGGAGAGCCUGGGUUUCAGUAAGGGCAGCCCUCCCCCACCCUUCCACGCCCUCAACAUCACUGUGCCCGGGGCAGCUGCCUGCUGGUGCGACACUGUGCGUCUUUUUGGAAGCCAGAAGCUCUCGAUGGCUGAUAUUCUGGAGCCGGCGUGUGAUCUGGCGAGGCAGGGAUUCCCAGUGGCCGAGGUCACCGCUUUCCAAUGGGCCAAGUGGACAAAGGCGAUGAGGGACGCAGGCAGGGAACUGGGAGGGGACUUCCUGCCCAACCAGCAGCCACCCAAACAUGGGCAGGUGAUCACCAACCCUGGCCUGGCUCAAACCUUCCAGGAGAUGGCCCAUAGAGGGAAAGCGGGCUUCUACGAGGGCAGGGUAGCGGAGGCCGUGGUGAACGUGAUCCAGGAGAACGGCGGUGUGCUGAGUCUGGAGGACCUGAAGAACCACACCAGCACAGAGAUCACACCUAUAUACACCGACUACAAGACGGUCAGACUUUGGGAGGUCCCGCCAAAUGGCCAAGGGAUGGCUGCCCUCAUUGCUCUGAAUAUAGUGGAGAACUUCCCCAUAAAAGGAAUGGACCACAACAGUGCUGACUACCUACACCUGCUGGUGGAGGCCUUCAAGCUGAGCCUGGCUGACGCCACCCACUUCAACGCAGACCCUGCCCAGGUAGAGGUGCCCCUGGAGGGGCUACUGGCCAAGGACUACAGCCAGCAGCGUGCCCAGCUCAUCCACAUGGACAGAGCGAGGGCCGUGAAGGAAGCCGGGAUUCCCAGAGGAAGUGACACGGUGUACUUCUGUGUGGUGGACGGGGAGGGCAAUGCCUGCUCCUUCAUCAACAGCAACUACCAGGGCUUUGGCACAGGCCUGGUGCCACAUGGCUGUGGCUUCUCCCUUCAUAACCGAGGUGCCUUUUUCUCGCUAGACCCCAGCCAUGCCAACUGCAUGGGGCCCGAGAAGAGGCCCUACCAGACACUGAUCCCAGCCCUGCUGACAGAGGCGGCCUCUGGCAGACUGCUCUGCUCCCUGGGGGUCAUGGGGGCAUUCAUGCAGCCCCAGGGACACAUCCAGGUUUUACUCAAUAUGCUAGAGUUUGGGAUGGACCCGCAACGGGCGUUGGAUGCUCCACGUGUGUUUGUGCAGUACGAUGAAGCUGCCCAACAGUGGACCGUGAACCUGGAGAGCGGCAUAGAAGAGGAUGUGGCCAAGGAGCUCCGGGGGCGGGGUCACGUCCUGCGCUGGCCAGUGGAGGGCCAUGAGCGCGCCCAGUUCGGCAGGGGGCAGGUCAUCAGUGUGGGGGCGUGGUGGGACCCCGGGGCCGCCCCCUCCUCUGACCCUCACGUACCCAGAGUGCUCUGGGCCGGCUCUGACCCAAGGGCCGAUGGCUGCGCUGUGGGCUAUUAGAUUUUGCAUUCACAUGGACAGACUUAGCCCCUAUAGAAGAGGGGUGUGUGUGUUUGUGUGUGUGUUUGUGUGUGUGUGUGUAGGUGUGUGUGUGUUUGUGCGUGCGUGCGCAUGCGCAUGCGUCAUGUGUUUUGGAGAUAUUCCCACAGCAUUGUGGAGCUAAACCCUACCAAACACUGUGCAGUCUUACAGGUGAUCAAUAACUAAAUCGGGUAAAUAUACAUAGUUAAGCUGUUGGUACUGACUCAAUCACUUGUGAUGAUCAAAAUGACUAAAGAUUACCAAUAUGAUGUGUAAAUGAAAGAAAAUGGAUAAAACAGAUCUGUUAAGUUUAAGCUUACUUUUAUGAUGAUGAAUACAUGAAAACUUCAUGCGACAAAUGUUGGUUUUGUUUGAUUUCUGAAUGAAUCAGAUUCUCAUUUCAAGCAA
Engraulis encrasicolus (European anchovy) is the source of this 2477-nucleotide messenger RNA. RefSeq names its product glutathione hydrolase-like YwrD proenzyme. NCBI's taxonomy places the organism in Eukaryota, Metazoa, Chordata, Actinopteri, Clupeiformes, Engraulidae. The record is from RefSeq and is a predicted model, not a curated record. The coding region runs from base 360 to 2048 and encodes 562 amino acids. The transcript has 11 exons.